Labrus bergylta (ballan wrasse) is the source of this 2310-nucleotide messenger RNA. The record is from RefSeq and is a predicted model, not a curated record. Lineage: Eukaryota; Metazoa; Chordata; Actinopteri; Labriformes; Labridae.
AUGGACGCCGUGGAUCCGUCUCCUCUGCGGCACUUUGUGGUGGCGAAGCGUUCGAUCACCUCCAUCUUUGAUCAGCUGCUCGACUUUGUGAAGGAUGGCUCCGCCUUUGUGGACGAGGCAUGGCGAGGGGAGGAGCUUGGUCAGGUGGCGGUGGAGGAGCAGAGUCUGGAGAUGCAGAGCUGUGAGACCAAACUGUGGACCAUCAGAGACGUUCUGCUCAGGAGGCACAUGAAGGUGGCCUUCUUCGGCAGGACGAGUAACGGGAAGAGCACAGUGAUAAACGCCAUGCUGAGGGACCGCGUGCUGCCCAGCGGUAUCGGUCACACCACCAACUGUUUCCUGCGGGUGGAGGGAACCGACGGAGACGAGGCUUACCUCACCACCGAGGCGUCCAAUGAGAGGAAGAGCGUCAAGACGGUGAACCAGCUGGCUCAUGCCCUCCACAUGGUCCCGACUCUGGACUCUGGCAGUCUUCUGAAGGUGUUCUGGCCGAAGUCUCGCUGUGCCCUGCUGAGAGACGACCUGGUGCUCAUGGACAGCCCUGGCACUGACGUCACUCUGGAGUUGGACAGCUGGAUCGAUAAGUUCUGUCUGGACGCAGACGUCUUUGUUCUGGUGGGGAACGCAGAGUCGACGCUCAUGAACACGGAGAAACUUUUCUUCCACAAAGUGAGCGAGAGAAUCUCCAAACCAAAUAUCUUCAUCCUCCACAACCGCUGGGACGCGUCAGUGAGCGAACCGGAGUACGUCGACGAGGGUGUGAGGAAGCAGCACCUGGACCGCUGUGUGAGCUUCCUGGCUGAGGAGCUGAAGGUGGUCAGUCUGGACGAGGCGCCGGGCAGGAUCUUCUUCGUCUCGGCUAAAGAGGUCCUGAGCUCCAGGAUGCAGCGAGCGCAGGGUGGCGCUCUGGCCGAAGGUUUCCACGAGAGACUGAGAGAGUUCCAGAUGUUUGAGAGGACGUUUGAGGAGUUCAUCUCUCAGUCUGCCGUGAAGACCAAGUUUGAGCAGCACACGGUGAGGGCGUGGCAGAUCACCGAGGCCAUCAAAGCUGUGAUGGACGCCAUCAACAUCGCCUCGGCCGACAGGAAGAUCUUCUGCCUGGAGGAGCGGGAGGAUCAGAGGGACCGGCUGGAGUUCGUCCGAGGACAGAUUAACCGCCUGACCGACAGCGUCAGAGAGAGGAUCAAGACUCUGACUGAGGAUGUCGCUGCCAAGGUUGCGACGGCGCUGUUGGAUCAGAUUCGGUCUCUUCCUGUUCUGGUGGAGGAGUUCAGAGCGGAUUUUAACCCAACGCAAGAAACUCUGGAGCUCUACAAAGCUAAACUGAUGCAGCACGUGGAGGAGAGGAUGGUGGGCGGUCUCUCUCAUCGUUGCUCCAUCAGCAUCCAUAGAGACAUCAGAGCCGCUCAGGGUCUCAUGAUCGACAGCGUACGGCCUCUGCUGUCUACGUCCCUCCAGGAGCAGGUCUCUCCUCCCUCCACCUCCUUCGAGUUGACCUAUGACCUCGGCCUCACUGCCCUCUGCGCAGAUUUCCACGAAAACAUUGAGUUCCAGUUCAGUCUGGGCUGGACCUCCCUUGUCACACGCUUCAUUGGAGCCGCCAAUGCCAAGCGAGCACUGAGCGGCCCUGAGCACCGCCUGCAGGUGAUGACAUCACAUUGACGGCCUUUUAAUGAGAACUCCUCCUUUAAAGACGAGAUGGUGGUGUCCAUAGCAGCAAGGCUGGUCUCCGUCACCUCGCGGGCGUCCAUGUCGGUGCUGGUGAUCGGAGGAGUGGUGUGGCGAUCAGUGGGCUGGCGUGUCAUCGCUCUCUCCCUCUCUCUGUAUGGUCUGAUCUACCUGUACGAGAAACUCACCUGGACAAACGCCAGCAGAGAGCGUGCUCUAAAGAAGCAGUUUGUGGAGCAUGCGGCUCAGCGCCUGAAAGCCGUCAUCUCUGUCAGCAGCUCUGCCUGCAGCCAGCAGGUGUACAAGGAGCUGGCGUCCACGUUCAGCCGUCUGACACAAAGAGUCGACCUGAGCGAAGCUGAGCUUGAGGGAAACAUCCGGCAGCUGAGCUUCAGGAUCCAAAGACUGGAGAACAUCCAGAGGAGGUCCAAGGCCUUCAGGAACAGAGCUACAGAGCUGGAGACUCAGCUGGAGGCCUUCUCAGUUCAGUACCUGCAGUGACACUCAAAACACACCUGGACUGUGGCGCCCCCUGCUGGUGGACUUCAUCAUCACACACUACCUGCUCUCCCCUCAGGUCUAAAACUGUGACUGAUUCCCCGCAGACAGAGGCGGACACCGGGUCUCUAACUGAAAAUCAUU